CAUCUUGUCAAGUGUCGGGCUCCUAAAUUUUGGGACUGGCUUCUAGAUAUAGAUAUAUAUUUUUUUAAGUGUCAAGCCCUGUUGUACAACUCCAUGGUAAAAAUAUGAGUAAUAGUAGACUCAUGAGGGAAGCAAGCACUGAAAGUUAUACUCUGUAAGAAUAUAAUUCCAAACUUCUAGAGGGGCUGGGAGAUGGCAGAAGUCCUUUGAUACCCAUGUAACUAGAUUACUUCCUUAUAGGGUUCCCUUAAGAGGGAGUUGCUCUUUGUUUUCAUUUCCUACCUCCCUUUAAUUCUGUUCAACACUUUCAGGUUUUUACCUACCAUCCCCCUUUUAAAAAGGGAGCAAUAUUUGCUCUGGCCAGAGCAAACAGGUUGCUCCGUGAUGCUUCUUGGGUGUGUUUUCCCCCAGUCAGUAUUCUGUCUCUGCCGAUUUUUACAUCAGACUACCUUGAGAGAGAUGUGCCCCCCCCCCACAUACCUUUUGUUUUCUUUCUGAGCACGGGUGUUUGAAUACUGAGCAGGAGAGGCCCAGAAAGAAGUAAUGGCAGAGCUUGAAGCUUGCUGCUGUGUAAUGCAUGCUGCUUGCAGCCGGGUUGAGCCCUCAGAGCAAGAACGAAAGUGGCCCAAACCUGAUUCGGGCUUGCUGCCUAAGAUGCUUCAGAAUCUAGGCUGGAGUGUUGGGUUUAAUGUUUUAUGAUUAGACCUGACCAUCUUAGUACUGUGUGUUUUUGAUAUUUGAGCGUGGGAAUUCAGAGCAUUAUUGAUUUCACCUCUUUUAAAUUUCAGCAGCUUCCCAAGAGACAGAGUGAGUUAGUAAGGAUGCAAAAUAUACCCUCCGCAGGUGUUACAGUCGGGUGAAAGAGCACGGUGUUGGGAAGAGGAAAAGCAGUUACACAUUUGAACAGUUGGAACAGGUGUUUGGUCAAGGAGGAUGGGACUCUCAACCCUGCCAACCUGUGCUUAUCAACAGCAGUGGCCUCUACCAAGAGCUGGAGUCAGAUGGCAGCACGAUGGAGGAGUACUCACAGGACGAAUGGGGGAACCAUAGCCAGGAUCUCCAUUGCUACCAGUCCGGAGAACAAGAGUUGGACGAAAUGCCAGCUACGAAGAAAUCGUUGAAGAUAAAGCAGGAAUCUUCUGAAGAAUCACAGAAACGCGACAUGAUGCAGAAUAUUGUACAAAUCUUGGAAUCCGUCCAGUUAAAGUGGGAGCUCUUUCAGAGCUGGACAGACUUCUCCAGGCUCCACCUCUCGAACAAACUGGCCAUUUUUGGCAUCGGCUAUAACACGCGGUGGAAGGAGGACAUCCGUUACCAUUACGCCGAGAUCAGCUCCCAAGUCCCCCUCGGCAAACGCCUCCGGGAGUACUUCAACUCGGAGAAGCCCGAGGGCAGGAUCAUCAUGACCAGGGUACAGAAAAUGAACUGGAAGAAUGUGUACUACAAAUUCCUGGAGAUCACCAUUAGCGAAGCCCGGUGCCUGGAGCUCCACAUGGAGAUUGACUGGAUCCCUAUUGCUCACUCCAAGCCCACCGGUGGAAACAUUGUCCAAUAUUUAUUGCCAGGAGGGAUUCCUAAGAGCCCCGGGCUGUAUGCCAUUGGUUACGAAGAUUGUCAUGAGAAGCCUCACUCUCCUGAACACGAGGUCAUCAGCCAGGACCCUGACAAUGUGACGCUGGGGGAAGCGGAAAUGCCCUUACCGCAGGCCUCUCUCAAAGUGGAGAUGGAGUCCACCCGAAUUAGCUAUUGCUACCUCGGGAUUGCCGAGGUCAGGACUCUCCAGCAGUGCUUGUUCUUGCAUUUUCAGGCAAACACCAAAACCUUCAGCAAAGAGUGGGUUGGAAUCAAUGGGUUUUUAUCUCAGAACUGUAUUGUCGAUCCAGGGGUUUCGCCCAAAUCCAUCUACAUAAAAUUUGUGGAGGUGGAAAGGGACUUCCUUUCUGCUGGCUCCUUGGUAGAGUGCCUGGAAAAAGCCAUUGGAUACCCGUUGAAGUUUAACAACUGACUCUCUCGUCCUUCAUAAGGACCAGGGGUUUGUCUCCCCUGCAGCAUUCGAACUUUUUCUGGAACCUUGCAGUACAAGACUGGGCAGAAGAUGCUCUUUCUGAACGGAAGCUGAAUUUAAAAGGAAAAAGGAAAAAGCAGCAGCUUGCAGGUGAUUUUCACAAACGGCUUAUCCCAAGUCUGUAAAAUAUACAGCUUACUGGCUUGGGCCACAUAGCUGGGUUUGUAGAGCAGAGCCUGCAAGGGAGCCCUGUAAAUACGACGACUCUUAGUACAUUCCACGUUGGAUGAACGUACAUUUUGAGUUUCAUACGAAAAAGCUGUUUUCCACAAUGUCUCAUUUUUACACAUCUGUCUCUAAGUGUUAUUACAGUUACGUAAUAAAUAAGCAAUAGAUAAUGACGAGUUGAAACUUGGAGUCACAUGGGACUGUCUUUCGGUGCCACUCUUAGCUCUUCUUGUAUAUAAUUUAGCAUUUCACAGUUUUUCACCCAUCAAGUGUUUUUUACUAUUCCCAACCAGUGUUGCCUGCAAAAAACUUCUGUUUCUGUGAUGUAUCCCACUUUACUUGUAGUGUUGCCAUAUCAGCGUUUUUUUGUUUGUUUUUUGGUUUUUUACAUUAAAGUAAUCCCUGGCCUUUUUUUAAAAAAACAACCAUACAAAAACCUUUAGUUAGCCUCUUUGUGUGGCAAUGAAAAUAACUCAACCGCUGGGAAGCAUUUUAUCAAACCAUGCUUUUUAUCAAAUACAAUCAAAGCUGUGAGAAGGGGUGGGGGUGG
This is a messenger RNA of Hemicordylus capensis (graceful crag lizard), 2783 nucleotides long. It is a transcript of the gene MSANTD2, whose product is annotated as Myb/SANT DNA binding domain containing 2. Lineage: Eukaryota; Metazoa; Chordata; Lepidosauria; Squamata; Cordylidae. The transcript has 4 exons. The record is from RefSeq and is a predicted model, not a curated record. The coding region runs from base 1013 to 2005 and encodes 330 amino acids.